Molecule: messenger RNA, 1673 nt
Organism: Drosophila rhopaloa
Lineage: Eukaryota; Metazoa; Arthropoda; Insecta; Diptera; Drosophilidae
Product: beta-1,3-galactosyltransferase 5
Exons: 3
Coding region: 313-1596 (427 amino acids)
Cellular component (GO): membrane
Molecular function (GO): hexosyltransferase activity
Source: RefSeq, a predicted model, not a curated record
UGUGGUUAGCAGAAAAACAAAAAAUAAGGAUAAUGGAAAACCGGAAGUUUGCUAACCAGGAGUUGGGCAAAGACUCAAAGGUCUCAUAGAUGUCCAGUUGACGUUGAUUACAAACCGAGAAAUUAUAAGAAGCCAAAAGAGUUUUAAGAAGUCCCAAAUUAAUAUGAUAGAACUUGAAAUGAAGUUGUCAAGUGUGCAUUACUUUUAUUGCUAAAUAUGAACUAAUUUGAUAAACAUGACGUUUUGGGGCUUAUGUCAAAUCCACCUUGUAAAGCGGACUAAUUCCCGUGGAAGAGUUCAAAACUUAUAGCCAUGGCAGGCCGACUGUUGCGCUGCAUCCUGGUCCUUAUCCUUGCCAGCUUUAUUGUCAUUUCGUACUUAUCAAAAUCAAGAAUGAUGGCACAAGUUAGUUACUUUAAAACAUCAGUACCCGAUUUUAUCAUGACUGAUAUGGUGUCCAAGAAUCCUGGAACGCAGGGAAAGAUUCGCAGAAGACUGCCGCUGCGGGCCUUCCGAAAAAGUAUUGAAUACUUUAAAGGAAACAGUAAUGACAGCCACGAAGAUAUACAAAAUGGGUUACUUAUUUCUAAUACUCAAAAUACGCAAACAAAAACUUUAUAUUCCUCUACUAGAAGCAUGGAUCAGCAACAAAAUAAGGACAAACAACAUCAGGAAUUUUCGAAAAUGUUAGUAGAUUCAAAACACACUUUUGCGAAAAAAUCAAUGGAAUUGUUAUCAAUAGAUACUGAAGUACCCGUCCGAAUGCCACUGGUGAGAACUAUCUACGAGCCCGGUCACCAAAAAAAUGAGGUCGAUGUGGAAAGGAUAUGUCCCCGAGCAGGGAUAUUUACAAAGUUGUUGGUAUUGAUCACCUCAGCGCUCCAUCAUGAAGCGGCCAGAAUGGCCAUUCGCCAGACGUGGAUGCACUACGGAUCGAGGAGGGAUGUGGGCAUGGCAUUUGUGUUGGGACGAGGCACGAACAGAACGCUGAACAAGGCCAUCGACCGGGAGGAUUUCAUGUACCGUGAUCUCAUAAGAGGUCACUUUAUAGACUCUUACAACAACCUCACUCUGAAGACGAUAUCAUUACUGGAGUGGGCGGAUCUUAACUGCCCGAAGGCUAAGUACCUCCUCAAGACGGACGACGACAUGUUCAUCAAUGUGCCCAAGCUGCUGGCCCUCAUGGCCACGCUCAGAGCGAAUCGAUCGAUCUACGGUCGCCGGGCUGAGAACUGGAAGCCCGUUCGAAACAGGUGGUCAAAAUAUCACAUAACCAUCGCUCAGUAUGCGAAGAAUACCUUUCCAUACUUUACCACUGGACCCGCCUACCUGCUCACCGGAGACAUAGUUCACCCGUUGUAUGUUCGAUCACUGGAUACCCCCUUCCUCAAGCUGGAGGACGUCUUUACCACGGGCAUCGUGGCGGGCAGUCUGGAUAUCCAAAGGAUAAACGUGCGCGAGAUCGCCAACACUCGCACAAAGUUCGAGCCAUGCCACAUCCGCGACAGGAUCACUAUCCACAUGGUGCGAAAUAACGAGCAGUUCGUACUGUGGAAGAUGUUGCUGGAUGAUACCAUUAAGUGUAGUAAAAAGUGAAAAACAGCUUGUUACUUUAAGCAGGCUGAGAGUGCCAUUGUUUUGAGGUUGAAAAUAAAAACGAAUCUGUAUAUUUA